Messenger RNA from Cladocopium goreaui, 360 nucleotides. The record is from the annotation of a GenBank genome assembly. NCBI's taxonomy places the organism in Eukaryota, Dinophyceae, Suessiales, Symbiodiniaceae.
AUGCGUUUGAUGCGGGUUUUUCGCUUCAUCAUGGCCUUUCGAACUCUCAUCGCCUCGAUCUCCGACACGCUCAAGUCUCUUUUUUGGGCCUUGAUGUUAUUGGCUGUCAUCGUCUACGUCUUCGCCGUUCUUUUUACGCAAGCGGUGAAUGACUAUCUCUACGACAUGGACACACCACUUCCAGAACGAGAACAGCUGGCUGCGGAACGGUACUAUUCAUCGCUAUUUGAUACCAUGCUCAGUCUCUUCAUGGCCAUCGCAAAUGGCGUCAGUUGGCAUGAGCUGGUCGCUCCUCUCAGGCUACUUGGGCCAAGAAACUGGUUGAAAUGGGUCUGCAAAAAUUACGGCACAUGUUCAUGA